Molecule: messenger RNA, 1808 nt
Organism: Bemisia tabaci
Lineage: Eukaryota; Metazoa; Arthropoda; Insecta; Hemiptera; Aleyrodidae
Source: RefSeq, a predicted model, not a curated record
UUGAUUAAAGAUACGUUAAAUGCAUGUAGCAAAGAUCAAACGAAAGGUUGUUUUAAAAAGGCCUGCAUGCUACUUGGGGUCUAAAAACCAUGAUAUUUUUGGUAUUUUGCAACGGACUGAGGAAAUCUUCGAAGUAAUCAAACGUGGGAAAAAUCAUCGUACAUUUUAAAUCGGCGCGGCGUGGAUGUAUCUGCAUCAAUUGCCAGUCUAAAAUACCGAGCAGAUUGUUCCAAACAACGAAAACUUCGGAAGAAUGUACUCCCUCGCCCCGUGACCGAUGAUGCACCUUGCUUGGACCCAAUGGGAUCAUUGCCUGGACUGACGGGCAGCCGCAUCCUCAGGCUCGGACCCUCCCCCGGUGAGCACCGCCCCGGACGAUGGCCUGCGACGCGGAGUUCGACACGAGCUGCGUGAGCAUGCUCAACGAGACGCUGUCCGGCGGCGGCGGCGGGGCCCACGGCGGCAACGUCACCGACGCCCGGCCCAACAUCCUCCUCGAGAAAUGGGUCGUCUCCAUCGUCUUCACCGUCAUCUACGUCCUCGGCGUCGUCGGCAACGGCACCCUCCUCCUGAUCCUCGCCCGCCACAAGAACAUGCGCAACGUCCCCAACAUCUUCAUCUUGAGCUUGGCCGUCGGCGAUCUCCUCGUCAUCCUCAUCUGCGUCCCGUUUACCUCCGUCGUCUAUAUCACUGACUACUGGUCCUUCGGCGAGUCCGUCUGCAAGCUCCUGGAGACCUCGAAAGACAUCUCGAUCGGCGUGUCCAUCUUCACGCUGAUCGCCCUGAGCGCGGACCGGUUCUUCGCCAUCGCGAACCCCAUGCGGAAGCUCAACUCCUCGAUGAACGGGCGACGCGCCACCCGGUGCACCCUCCUCAUCGUCGUCUUCAUCUGGCUCAUGGCGGCCGUGUUCGCCCUCCCCGCGGCCACCUUGUCCUUCCUCGACGAGAAGACGAACCCCAACCGGACCAAGAUCGUCCUCGUGUGCUACCCCUACCCGCGGGACACGAUCUUCGGCGAGUCCUACCCCAAGAUGAUGGUCCUCUUCAAGUUCCUCAUCUACUACGCCAUACCGCUCAGUAUCAUCGCCUGCUUCUACACCUCCAUGGCCAGGCAUCUGCUCAUCUCCACGCGCAACAUGCCCGGCGAGAUCUCCGGACAGGUCCGGCAGAUCCGAGCCAGAAAAAAGGUAGCGAAGACGGUGCUGGCGUUCGUGGUGCUGUUCGCGAUCUGCUUCUUCCCGCAGCACGUGUUCAUGCUGUGGUUCUACUUCUACCCGGACGCCCCGAUGCACUACGACGACGUGGCCCACUACUCCCGGGUGGUGGCCUUCUGCCUGAGCUUCCUCAACUCGUGCAUCAACCCGGUGGCGCUCUACUGCGUCAGCGGCACCUUCCGCAAGUACUACGACCGCUACCUCUUCUGCUGCUGCCGCCGGGGCCGCUACGUCUCCCACGGGAGCAAGAAGAACUCCCAGUACACGUUCAAGAAGCGCCAGUCCGAGUCGGCCCUCCUCCCGACGCAGAUCUACACCUCCUGUCGCAACGACCCCAUCGUCGAGACCACCCUCUCGACCAUCGUCAUCAACGGCAUCGACUCCAAGCCCCAGCACGUAUGACCGCCAGGGUUCCCCUUCAUCAAGUGCAGGCUCAUGUGAUUCUCCACUCAGGAGAAUUCGCAACAACCGCAUUGUUCUCUCUUGAAGGGUGGAAAUUCAUUGGCGGAUCCUGCAAUUGGCAACAUUGUCCAGGGUUGCCUCAGUCAGGGAAAACCGGGAAAUAGUAGUAUAGUACACAUCCAACAUUUCAGU